ACAACAAUUAUAAGGUGUGGCAGGGGAAUUUGGAUCCACUGUCUAUAAAUACCAACCUGAAUCCUCGGCGUGGAAGUGGCAAAGACCCUCUUCACUCUAUCAGAUAAAAAGGUUCUUAUCAAGCUUCGGAGAAUGGAUACCUUUCUAUUCACUUCUGAGUCAGUGAAUGAGGGUCAUCCUGACAAGCUUUGUGACCAGAUUUCUGAUGCAGUGCUUGAUGCCUGCUUGGAGCAAGAUCCAGAAAGCAAGGUUGCAUGUGAGACCUGCACAAAAACCAACUUGGUCAUGGUGUUUGGAGAGAUCACAACAAAGGCUAAUGUAGACUAUGAAAAGAUUGUACGUGACACGUGCCGUUCUAUAGGAUUUGUGUCCAAUGAUGUUGGCCUUGAUGCUGAUAAUUGCAAGGUGUUGGUGUACUUGGAGCAACAAAGUCCUGAUAUUGCACAAGGAGUCCAUGGCCAUCUCACCAAGCAACCUGAGGAGAUAGGUGCUGGUGACCAAGGCCACAUGUUUGGCUAUGCCACGGAUGAAACACCUGAGUUCAUGCCUCUUAGCCAUGUCCUCGCAACCAAGCUCGGUGCUCGUCUCACCGAAGUGCGCAAGAAUGGGACUUGCACUUGGUUGAGACCUGAUGGUAAAACCCAAGUCACAGUGGAGUAUUACAAUGACAAUGGGGCUAUGGUCCCUGUGCGUGUGCACACUGUUCUAAUUUCAACUCAGCAUGAUGAAACUGUUACUAAUGAUGAGAUUGCUGCUGAUCUCAAAGAGCAUGUUAUUAAGCCUGUUAUACCUGAGAAAUACUUGGAUGAGAAGACCAUUUUCCAUCUCAAUCCAUCAGGCCGUUUUGUCAUCGGUGGUCCUCACGGCGAUGCCGGUCUCACCGGGCGCAAAAUCAUCAUUGACACCUAUGGUGGUUGGGGAGCUCAUGGUGGUGGUGCCUUCUCUGGGAAGGACCCUACCAAGGUGGACAGGAGUGGAGCCUAUAUUGCUAGACAGGCUGCAAAGAGUGUUGUGGCUAGUGGACUUGCUAGAAGGUGCCUUGUGCAAAUUUCAUAUGCAAUUGGUGUUCCUGAUCCAUUGUCGGUGUUUGUUGACACUUACGGAACAGGAAAGAUUCCAGACAAGGAGAUUCUGAAGAUUGUGAAGGAAAAUUUUGAUUUCAGGCCUGGAAUGAUUUCCAUUCAUUUGGACCUUAAGAGGGGUGGAAAUGGAAGGUUCUUGAAGACUGCUGCUUAUGGUCACUUUGGAAGAGAUGAUCCUGACUUCACCUGGGAGGUGGUGAAGCCUCUUAAGUGGGAGAAGCCACAAGAGUAAGGUUGUUUGCCAAGAAAGUUAUGAUAUGUUGGUUCUUUAGCUGCUUUCAUGCCAGGGUUCUGUGGUUUGUUUUUGCCUUCUCUUUUGGGUCUUUUUUUUUUUACUGUUUUUCUCCACCUCCGCUUUGUUACUUCUUUCCCACAUUCAAAGUCAUGUGUACUGAGCAGAGUAUUUAGAAAAUAUUAGGGACUGUGAAAUAUCAUGUUUGAAAAUCAAUUGCCAUUAUGAUCAAUUUUUAUUCUUCACGAGUCUUCUCUGUUGUUCAUAGACCCUAAUAUCGGUUACCCGACACAAUAUAGGGAGGUGGCAAGCCCUAAAAUAAGUUCUCCCCCUCCCUAUAGAUUCCUUAAGAAUGGUAUCUGUAAACGUUGUCUGCAACUUUGUACUUGCAAAAGAGAAUCAAGUAAUCCUCAAGUUGAAGAGACAUGAAGAACGCAUGCAUAUUGUUAUUAAAAGGGGUAAGACAGAAUGUACAUAUCAGUAUUCGACAAUAUGUUUACACAUCAUGGCAGAUUAAUUCAGUUAAUGCAAAUAGGAACCAUCUUAGAGAAUUGAGAAGGAAUUGCUAUGACAUCAAGUAGGUAGGUUGUGCCCCUUAAUGCUUCUCCAGCAUUUUUAUUUUUGAAUGGGUUGAUGCAUUUAGAAUUAGAACACACAGACAUAUUUUGUAUUUUUAAGCACAGCCACUGCUUAGGUCCAACAUAUAUAAUUUUCUUCGU
Molecule: messenger RNA, 2033 nt
Organism: Abrus precatorius (Indian licorice)
Lineage: Eukaryota; Viridiplantae; Streptophyta; Magnoliopsida; Fabales; Fabaceae
Product: S-adenosylmethionine synthase-like
Exons: 2
Coding region: 133-1314 (393 amino acids)
Biological process (GO): S-adenosylmethionine biosynthetic process
Cellular component (GO): cytosol
Molecular function (GO): ATP binding; methionine adenosyltransferase activity
Source: RefSeq, a predicted model, not a curated record